CAACGCACAUUCAUGAAAUUUUGAGCUGUAAAGUACCUCGAGUCCACUCAGUGUGGACGAGUAUUUGUGUGAAUAAGGAGACCCCUCGUGCGACAGCGAAAAUGUCAAAAAGCACGAAUUCCUACAAUUCAAUUUGCUUCAGUGCAAAAGAAAGAAAAAAAAACGAAAGUUGCGUGUGAAGAGGAAUUUGCCGGUCAUUCUGUUCCUCAGUGGAAAAAAAAGAAGUGGUGGCCACGUGAUCCGGACAGGAGAAACCAGCGCACCAGGAGGUCAUCCUCAAGCCUCCAAAGUUAGCCGCGGAAGUCACCGUAACAACGUUGGGGAAGGAACGGUCGUCGUCUACAGCUGCUGGUGAGUUGCAAAAAACAAAAACUGCCAUCCUAAAAGAGCAAAGCCCGCUCACGCAAUUUUAUUCUUGCCAGGUUGUUCCGCCGGUCAAACAGGCCAGUGCUGGUUGAAGAACCAUCCGUGGUUCAAGUUCGCCCAAGCAGAAUUCGCAAGAUCGCGGACCGGCGAACGGUGCAAGAAAAAGUAGAGCCGCUAAACACAUCUGUACAAGCAAAGCGGACAACAAAGCACCAGAAGGAUUACCAAAGGCAAAAGACCCCAUAUCGGGUAAGCAACACCAAAAAGCAACCUUGAGCAAAAUUGGAAAACUAAUUGGACUUUGUCCGCAGGGUUUUUUUUUGUUCCACGCGUGUUUUUCUCCCAGCAGCUGCCAACAUCACUUCCGGUGAUUCCUCAUCAUUGAACGCAGCCAGGGAUUUCGUGGUCGUUUUACACCAGCAGGACCCGGAGGUCCGGUGCCCGGCAAACCUGCUUGGUUCUCAUCGAGCACAUCAGCAUCCGGCAACACUUCGCCAGCCGCAUCGGCGAAUCGCAACAGCAGUCGCCUCAGGGGGCAGCCCUUUGAGAACACCUUCCAGAUUGCGCAUCAACACGACAGCAACUAGUGCCGGGAAUCUGGUGAAACGAGGACAAGCCCAAUCAGCGAGCGCUUGCCAGAUAAUCAGGCGAGUGAGCACGAGCAGCAUCUCUUCCGUUCGGAAGCCUUCCGACACUGUUCCGGAAGCAAUCAAGGAUCGCAGCACCAACAGAAGUCACAGGUCCGAUGUCCGGGAAUCCACUUGGCUCCCUUCAGGUCUGCAGCACAGCAGCGACAUUUCGUCAGCCAUCGGUGGGAAUUGGAAACCUUGAGCGGAGUCCGCUUGUUCCUUCUCAGGCCACCCACAAGCACGAUACGAGCAGCAUCCAGAGGUCCGAUGUCGGGCAAUUAGUUCGUUUUGUCCGGGGCAGCAGAGCCAAGACCUUGGUUGGUGGAAUUCGGAGCGGAAGUGCAUGCGAUCAUCAUAGGACGUCAUAAGAUGACCAAAAAAACCACGUGAGUUAAUUCAAUUUAUUCAUGAAUGUAGAAUACAUGUGCAAUGGGAACAAAUUUCCUUUAUUUAUCUGAUGGCGCGUUUUGAUGAUGUGGAACUUUAGUUAUUUUGUUAUUCCACCGAUAAAUAUUAAGUCCAACAUUGGCGCCCAACUAUAAUUAACCCACAUUUUAAUUUGUUGUGGUGUUUAGUGUGUUGUAGCUUAUUUAAGCAGCACAUUUUGAAGUUAAUAGGUUUGGCAUUUAGCAAUUAAGAAUAUAAGACCCUUUUUCUAAACAAUGGAUAUGGAUCCAGCUUGUCUUUCCGAAGACGAGGUGAGCUAUGAGUUGGCGCUACGUCACGUAGCUAAUUUAAGUUCUCUUCCUAGAAGAGCGAAAGCGUUAAGGCUUCGGCAAAUUAUGCUAGAGGAUAUAAGAAACAACAAAAUUUAUGAAAAUUCUUCACACAUUAUGGAUGCGGAGCAAAACAUCCGCACAUGUCAAGAUCGCGUAGAUAACUUGCUAGAACGGUUAAAAGUAGCGUUUAAAUCCGCGGAUUACCAAUUCAUGCGUCAAGCAACGUCGCGUCUCAUUCAUUAUCGUGAACGUUUAGCAAUAGUAGAACCGCCGGCAAAAUUAAACGACACAUACGCAACACUUACUCUUCUUAUUCAAUGUUCGUUGGAGGACAUUGAAGAUGUGCUAAGCAACCCGCGAAAAAAAGCAAGUGGGCAAGUGCAAAGUGCUAGUGAGGAUCAUGGUGCAGCAGCAGUGGAUCUGAAUGUUUCCCGGGCCGACUCGAGCAGAACGGGAACAAUACCAAAGCCUUCGAGGAACAUGACCUCAGCCAGCUUGAAUCAGCCAGUCUACAUCGGGAGGGAGAAGUCAGUUCGCAGGGCGUCGCUAUCGGAAGCCAACUCCUUCAGUUCAGAGCGCGACAGCACGUACUUAGGGAAUUCACCAUGGGUGAGCGGUGCUGCCGCUGUAGAAGAACCUGCUCCAAGAAGACACCAGCAGAGGCAACGGCUUUCGGACCGAGAGCGCGACGCAUAUGAAUCACAGCAGACGGCAACAUACCUGCGCGAAGGCAAUUACGUUCAGCAGUUCGGUCAGCAGCGUGCACCUAGGAGUGACGAGAAGCCUGGGUAUCCGGUAGACGAAUCGGCUCCGCCACCGUACGCUUUUAGGGAACAAGCAGAAGAAGCAGCCACGAGGAAUGAGUACAGCCGAUUAAGGGAUGAGUUACUGGAGCGCUUCAUGCGUCGGGAGCAGGAAGCCUACCAACAGCAGCGUUGGGAAGACCGACGUUCUUCAAGCAAGGCAAUUCACAAUUGGCAGAUCUUCUACAAAGGCGAAAGAGAUGGCACAUCAUUGAACGAGUUCAUUCAAAGCGUGGAGGUGUUCGCAUUGUCCGAAGAAGUUCCUGAGCAGGUGCUAUUGCAGAACAUCAAGCACUUACUGAAGGGCGAUGCUUUGAAGUGGUAUGCUAGAGCGUUUUUGAGAGGCGAUUUGAGGUCUUGGGGAGAUUUCAAACGGUUGAUCCGGGGAGAGUUCUUACCAAGCAGCUACGCAUAUAUAUUGAGGGCUGAGGCGUAUCAUCGGCUCCAAGGAGAGCAAGAAACCUUUAGCGAUUUCUUCGCGGAUAUCUCAACACUGUUUAGUUACGCCAAUCCUCCUGCAACGGAUAGAGAGAAGUUGUUUAUCAUCAAGAAGAAUAUGAACUCUACAUAUGCUCCGGUUGCGGCAGCACAGCAAGCAGCAUCGGUUGAACAACUAGUAGAAGCAUGCAAGGAAUUCGACGAGCUUAGAAAGCUCCAACGGCUUCAGCGGCGAAUGCUACUUCCUGCAGCAUCACUGUUAGAACCAUCGCUCGCUACACCAGUGCCAGUACAGCGCGCUAAUCGCAAUGCUCCGUUGAAUCAGCGCUACGGAAGAGUCAACAUGCUAGAAGAAAUUAAUAGUCGCAGAAAUGAAGAAGCAAUGAGUUCGUACGGUGAACCGUCGGUGAUCGACAGUAACAACAAGGUGGAAGAACGGUUGGAGGAUCUGAUUCAUCAAGUCGACGCAUUGAGGGUGAGAUUUGAACGCAGAGAACAAAACACCACAAACACGCGGGAAAACCAAUCUCGGCCUGCAGUGUCUAUUCAGGAGCAUCCAGAAUCAACGAACGUGAACACUCGACCACCAAUGAUUUGCUGGAAUUGCGACGAAGAGGGGCAUCGAUUUAUGGAUUGUUCCAAACCACAGGCGAUACUGUUCUGCUAUCGUUGUGGGCAAAAAGGUUUUUCGUUACGGAGCUGCCCAAGUUGCCGUCAUCGUUCGGGAAACGCCCCGGCGGGGAACUAG
Uranotaenia lowii is the source of this 3703-nucleotide messenger RNA. RefSeq lists its product as uncharacterized. The transcript has 2 exons. Lineage: Eukaryota; Metazoa; Arthropoda; Insecta; Diptera; Culicidae. The record is from RefSeq and is a predicted model, not a curated record. Bases 1658 to 3703 code for a protein of 681 amino acids. Gene Ontology annotation, molecular function: zinc ion binding; nucleic acid binding.